This is a messenger RNA of Diceros bicornis minor, 4253 nucleotides long. RefSeq names its product ATPase H+ transporting V0 subunit a1 (gene ATP6V0A1). NCBI's taxonomy places the organism in Eukaryota, Metazoa, Chordata, Mammalia, Perissodactyla, Rhinocerotidae. Gene Ontology annotation, molecular function: ATPase binding; proton-transporting ATPase activity, rotational mechanism. The coding region runs from base 118 to 2691 and encodes 857 amino acids. Gene Ontology annotation, cellular component: vacuolar proton-transporting V-type ATPase, V0 domain; plasma membrane; vacuolar proton-transporting V-type ATPase complex. The record is from RefSeq and is a predicted model, not a curated record. Gene Ontology annotation, biological process: vacuolar acidification; proton transmembrane transport. The transcript has 22 exons.
CCCGGAGCCGAGAGGCUGCGGGCUUGGUCUGCGGCGGCUGCUGAGGCGGCGGCCGGGCCUGCGGCUGGAGGUUGAAGAGAAAUCCAGGUCCGCAGUUGACUGCUACUCUCUGCCACCAUGGGGGAGCUUUUCCGGAGUGAGGAGAUGACGCUGGCCCAGCUUUUUCUACAGUCAGAAGCUGCUUAUUGUUGCGUCAGUGAAUUAGGAGAACUCGGAAAGGUUCAGUUUCGUGAUUUAAAUCCAGAUGUGAAUGUUUUCCAGCGGAAAUUUGUGAAUGAAGUUAGAAGAUGUGAAGAAAUGGAUCGAAAGCUUCGAUUUGUUGAGAAAGAGAUAAGAAAAGCUAAUAUUCCAAUUAUGGACACUGGCGAAAACCCAGAGGUGCCCUUCCCUCGGGACAUGAUUGACUUAGAGGCCAAUUUUGAGAAGAUUGAAAAUGAACUGAAGGAAAUCAACACAAACCAAGAAGCUUUGAAGAGAAACUUCCUGGAACUGACCGAAUUAAAAUUUAUACUUCGCAAAACUCAACAGUUUUUCGAUGAGAUGGCGGAUCCAGACCUGUUGGAAGAGUCCUCAUCCCUCUUGGAGCCAAGUGAGAUGGGAAGAGGCACACCUUUAAGACUUGGCUUCGUGGCUGGUGUGAUUAACCGGGAGCGCAUCCCUACCUUUGAGCGCAUGCUUUGGCGGGUGUGCCGUGGGAAUGUGUUCCUGCGACAGGCUGAAAUCGAGAACCCCCUGGAGGAUCCUGUGACUGGCGACUACGUGCACAAAUCUGUGUUCAUCAUUUUCUUCCAAGGCGAUCAGCUGAAAAACAGAGUCAAGAAAAUCUGUGAAGGGUUCCGGGCUUCACUUUAUCCCUGUCCUGAGACACCACAGGAGAGGAAGGAAAUGGCUUCUGGAGUUAAUACCAGGAUUGAUGAUCUCCAAAUGGUUCUGAAUCAAACAGAGGAUCACCGCCAGAGAGUUCUGCAGGCAGCUGCUAAGAACAUCCGUGUCUGGUUCAUCAAAGUGCGGAAGAUGAAGGCCAUCUACCACACUCUGAACCUGUGCAACAUAGACGUGACCCAGAAGUGUCUGAUUGCAGAGGUCUGGUGCCCGGUCACCGAUCUCGACUCCAUCCAGUUUGCACUUAGAAGGGGCACGGAACACAGUGGUUCCACCGUGCCCUCCAUUUUGAACAGGAUGCAGACAAACCAGACUCCUCCGACCUAUAACAAAACAAACAAGUUCACAUAUGGCUUUCAGAACAUAGUGGAUGCUUAUGGAAUUGGAACUUACCGAGAGAUAAAUCCAGCUCCAUACACCAUCAUCACUUUCCCUUUCCUAUUUGCUGUGAUGUUUGGGGACUUUGGCCAUGGCAUUUUGAUGACCCUUUUUGCUGUAUGGAUGGUGUUAAGGGAGAGCCGGAUCCUCUCCCAGAAGAAUGAGAAUGAGAUGUUUAGCACUGUGUUCAGCGGCCGAUACAUUAUUCUGUUGAUGGGUGUGUUCUCCAUCUACACUGGCCUCAUCUACAAUGAUUGCUUUUCCAAGUCUCUGAAUGUCUUCGGGUCAUCCUGGAGCGUACGGCCGAUGUUCACUAUAUAUAAUUGGACGGAGGAGACACUUCGGGGGAACCCUGUUCUCCAGCUGAACCCAGCUGUCCCUGGAGUUUUUGGUGGACCGUAUCCUUUCGGCAUCGAUCCAAUUUGGAACAUUGCUACCAAUAAACUGACCUUCCUCAACUCCUUUAAGAUGAAGAUGUCUGUUAUCCUAGGUAUCAUCCACAUGAUGUUUGGAGUCAGCCUGAGCCUCUUCAACCAUACCUAUUUCAAGAAGCCUCUGAAUAUCUACUUUGGAUUUAUUCCUGAAAUAAUCUUCAUGACCUGUUUAUUUGGCUACUUGGUUAUCCUUAUUUUUUACAAGUGGACAGCCUAUGACGCUCAUACAUCUAAGCAAGCACCAAGCCUUCUGAUCCAUUUCAUAAACAUGUUUCUCUUUUCCUACUCAGACUCUGGUAAUUCAAUGCUGUAUUCUGGACAGAAAGGAAUUCAGUGUUUCUUGGUAGUGGUUGCACUACUGUGUGUACCUUGGAUGCUACUGAUUAAACCACUGGUCCUUCGCCAUCAAUAUUUGAGGAGGAAGCAUUUGGCAGGGCAACCUGUGGAGGCCCCAGUCAGCCCACCCCUGAGCCAGCAGGGACUAGAGGCAGCAGCAGCUGCAACAGGAACUCUGAACUUUGGUGGGAUCAGGGUGGGCAACGGACCGACAGAGGAGGAUGCUGAGAUUAUUCAGCAUGACCAGCUCUCCACCCAUUCAGAGGACGCGGAAGAGUUUGACUUUGGGGACACCAUGGUCCACCAGGCCAUCCACACCAUCGAGUACUGCCUGGGCUGCAUCUCCAACACUGCCUCCUACCUGCGGCUCUGGGCCCUCAGCCUCGCUCAUGCACAGCUGUCUGAGGUGCUCUGGACCAUGGUGAUCCACAUCGGCCUAAAUGUGAAGAGCUUGGCAGGAGGUUUGGCGCUGUUCUUCAUCUUCGCCGCCUUUGCUACCCUGACCGUGGCCAUCCUUCUGAUCAUGGAGGGCCUCUCGGCCUUCCUCCACGCACUGCGGUUACACUGGGUCGAGUUCCAGAAUAAAUUCUACAGUGGGACUGGUUUCAAGUUUCUCCCCUUCUCCUUCGAGCACAUUCGGGAAGGGAAGUUUGACGAGUGAGCCCUCGAGGGCCUGUGUGCCCCGCUGCCCUGCCCGCUCCCUCCACAGCGAUUAGCUGUGCUCCUCUUGCCUGUUGGUUGUGAUCCCUGGGUAUUGGGGCAUUUGUGUCAUCCCUGCCACCCCUCCCCCAGCCGCCUGUGAGUCAUUUAGAUAGAUCCGGCCUCCCUGGGUCCCCCAGACCUCCAGCUGUGUGUGUAGCAUGGUGAUUUUCUGGAGAAAAGCUGGGCUCUGGCUGUCACUUACACCACCUGGGCACCAGCCUUGCCUUCCCAGCCUCGGUCCAGCCAAAGACAGCCCCUUCUCUGCCCCCUGGUGGUGAACCAGUUUGUGCAUUUACACAUGAGCCCAAAGGCCAUGGAAGGAGGGCCUUUGCCAUCCACACCCAGACUUUGAGCCCCUGUUCCUGCCACUCUAGUCACUGUUUGGGGGUGGGGUGCUCUUUAACACACCCUACUCUUGGGUUAAGAGGGGUGGGUCCAGGAAGGUGGUUCUUUUGUCCUCUGCCCACCCCCCUCCGGUGUUCAGGGCACUUGUUAAUCAGGAAUUCAGCUGGACCCAGUUGUGCCAUUGUGCAUGGCUUCUCCCUGUCACCCCUAAGGGUCCCAGGGUACCCAACACCACCUUCCUAACCCCCACCGUCCUUUACACCCUCUCCUCCUCCCUCCCAGAAUCCUCUUCCUUCCCUCUCCCCCGUUUGCACCCAACAUAACAUAGCACAGCUGGGAGUGACCCAAAACAGAGGUCCUAGCUGUUUCCUCUGGUUGGGCUUCUCAGGCCAUGCAUGGGCCCUGCUACAAGCACGCCCUCGGGCCAGGGGGUUCACAGUGAUGCUCUUUGCUGGUGCAGACCCUGAGCCCUUUCCACACCCCAAUCAUGAGUCUUGAGUACAGGACUAUAGUCAUCAAGGGGGUCCUGCCUGCAGGCCUGCCUUGCCCCGCCCACUAGUACUCCUCCCCACUUCCGUGCUGACCCCAAGUCGAAGGACUGGGGCCCUGGGAAGGAAGGUCAGUGUCCUUCACAGUUUGCUGACUAGAAGCAGCUGGCAGGGCUGCCAGUGCAUGUGGUUGUGAGAGCUGCCCAGCCCUGCCCUGUGGGCUGGUGGUGAGCACCCCCAAGGGGCCUCUCCCGUCACUCGCAUACCAGGCUAUGGAUCUCAGGGCCUUUUAAUCAUGUCUUGGCGCAGCAGCCCUGGCUGCUUCAGCUAAAUUGAUCUGACCGCCUUCAGUGGUUGAGAUAACCCCCUGAAAUGGCCCGGCUCCUGCCCUCCUCCCACCCUGGCUUUCUGAGAGAGCUGCUUAGAGCUGCGCACCCGAUUUUCCCAGGCUGGGCUGGCCCUGGGUGUAGGCCAACUGCCCUAGCUUCACUGUGUCUGGCCAGUGUGACCUGACCUGGACCUUGUGCAGAGCGCCCCCCCCCCCCCGCCCCGGGUCCCGUGGUUUACAUGAUGAUCUUUGUUCUGUUUACAGCGGGGUGUGAAGCAGAGUUCUUUGUCAGGAACCCUGCCCAAGGCCCUUCUGUUCAGGCAUUUCUGUGCUGAAUAAAGUGUGUUUGACUCCACCAGG